AUGUCUGUGUCUGUGUCUCUGUUGUGUGAGGAGGAAGUCCGAGGCCAGCAAGGCCAGGGAGCCCAGCAGGGCCAGGCUAGGGGCCAUUCACAGCUCCGGGCCCCCUGGGACCCCAGUGUGUCUGGGCAGCGGAUCAUCCAGAGGCUGCUACAGGUGGAGGAGAGAUAUCUGCCCUCCGCCCUCUACGUCGCCCUCAUUCAGAGAGAGCCGGAGCGGAGAGAGGAGCUCGCCAAGUGGGCUAUGGAAGUAUGCUGUGAGCGUGGCUGUGACGAAACAGUGUUUCCCCUGUCUGUCUCUAUGUUGGACUGCUUCCUGUCUGCCUCCCUGUCUCUCCCUGUCUCACCCUACUGCCUGGCUGCAGCCUGCAUCCUCAUCGCCUCCAAACUAACAGAGUGUGACACAAUCUCUGCUGACUCUCUUUGUGCUGCAGCUGGGUACAGCUUCCUGCCCUCCAACAUACGGGAGAUGGAACGUGUCAUCCUUGCGACUCUUCGAUGGGACGUUGCUGCGGUAACCGCUCAGGACUUCAUUCCACAUUUCCUUCCCCCUGUAGGGGAGAGGAAGGAUGGAAAGACAGACACAGAGGAGUUCUUCUCCACACUGCGUCGGCAUAGUGACACCCUGGUUGCCAUGUGUGUCUGCGACUACCGUUUCCUGGGAGCCCCUCCAUCCCUGGUUGCUGCGGCAGCACUGAACUCUGCCCUCCGGGGUUUGGGCAACAAGGGUCCAGGUCAUCUGGGUCAUAUGAGUGCUACACUGGCAGAACUGUGUCAGACUGACCUGAUGGUGUUGCAGUGUUACAGUGAAUUGAUAGAAGCUGCCCUCAAACAACGGCUCAGAGGUGGACUCCAAGACAGUGCCAUGGAGAAGGACGGAGAAAUAGAGGAUGAAAGAGCAGGCACUCCUACUGAUAUGAGAGAGAUUGAUUUCUAAACACUAAAUUGUGUGAGACAAAGUGCAAAUCAAUCAAAGUCCUGCAUGUAGCUCAUCA
This is a messenger RNA of Oncorhynchus kisutch (coho salmon), 991 nucleotides long. RefSeq names its product G1/S-specific cyclin-D2-like. The record is from RefSeq and is a predicted model, not a curated record. The transcript has 4 exons. NCBI's taxonomy places the organism in Eukaryota, Metazoa, Chordata, Actinopteri, Salmoniformes, Salmonidae. The coding region runs from base 1 to 933 and encodes 310 amino acids.